Ilex paraguariensis (yerba mate) is the source of this 447-nucleotide messenger RNA. The record is from the annotation of a GenBank genome assembly. NCBI's taxonomy places the organism in Eukaryota, Viridiplantae, Streptophyta, Magnoliopsida, Aquifoliales, Aquifoliaceae.
AUGAUCUUACGGAGGUACAUUUAUGAUAGAGACAUGAUCUAUACCUGGGGCAUCGGACGUGUGACCCUGCUAGGUGAUGCUGCACAUCCUAUGCAGCCAAAUCUUGGCCAAGGGGGUUGCAUGGCAAUUGAGGACUGUUACCAACUUAUACUUGAGCUUGAAAAAGUUUCCAAAAGAAGCUCUGAUGUUUGCCUAGCUAAUGAAAUUGCCUCAGCAUUUAAAAGAUACGAGAAGAAAAGAAUGUGUCGUGUCAGCACAGUGCAUGCAGUGAGCCGAUUGGCAUCCAAAAUGAUCUCCUACUACCAGCCCUACAUGAAUUUUGGAUUUGUUCCCUUGUCUAAUAAGUCAGCUGUGCAGAUUACACAUCCUGCAGUUCCAAUUGCACAAGCAGUUUUGCAGUUUUGCUUGCCACAGUUUAUGGCUUGGCUCAUAUCAGGCCAUGGGUAA